UGGCCCUUUUCUCUCUCUAUUUAUAACUGUUUCGUGACUCUCUGUUUCACUCGUCAUUCCUUCGAGCUUUACACUGUCAAGAGUCUCUGUUUCUUCGAUAGCAACCACCACUCUCCAAUGCCUCCUCUUCCGUUAGAUCAACCGGUGGACAUGGAUAUUACCGUUCCCCGCUCUGGUGACCUUGUGACGACGGAAGCCCAAGCAGAAAACUUGACUCUGGUGAGUGGGGGGCCAAUAAAGGAUGAGCUGUCAUCUUGGAGGUUCACAUGGGCCAUUGAGAAUUUUUCAAGGCUUGCAAAGAAAGUAUAUUCUGAUGAUUUCUAUGUUGGAGGAUUCCAAUGGCGGAUACUUAUAUUUCCAAAGGGGAAUAAUGUUGAUCAUUUGUCAAUGUAUCUAGAUGUUGCUGAUUCAACGAUGUUGCCUCCUGGAUGGAGUAGAUUUGCCCAAUUUAGCUUGACUGUUGUUAAUCAAAUUCAUAAUCAAUACUCAAUCAGAAAAGAAUCACAGCAUCAGUUCAAUGCUCGUGAGAGUGAUUGGGGUUUCACUAAUUUCAUGCCUCUUGCUGAUUUAUAUGAUCCUGCUAGAGGUUUUCGGGUGAAUGAUAGAUGUAUAAUAGAGGCUGAUGUUGCAGUACGUAAGCCUCUUGAUUACUGGUCACAUGACUCAAAAAAGGAAACGGGUUGUGUUGGAUUGAAAAACCAAGGAGCUACUUGUUACAUGAAUUCUCUUCUUCAGACACUGUAUCACAUUCCUUAUUUUAGAAAGGCUGUGUACCAUAUGCCUACGACUGAGAAUGACAUGCCAUCAGGGAGCAUUCCUUUGGCAUUGCAAAGUUUAUUCUACAAGCUACAACAUAGUGACACUAGUGUAUCUACGAAAGAGUUAACCAAGUCUUUUGGAUGGGAUACAUAUGAUUCAUUCUUGCAGCAUGAUGUCCAAGAACUUAAUAGAGUUCUCUGUGAAAAGUUAGAAGAUAAAAUGAAGGGUACUGUGGUGGAAGGCACCAUACAGCAGUUGUUUGAAGGUCACCAUAUGAACUAUAUUGAAUGCAUCAAUGUUGACUAUAAAUCAACAAGAAAAGAAUCAUUUUAUGAUCUUCAACUUGAUGUCAAAGGAUGUCAGAGUGUGUAUGAUUCUUUUGACAAAUAUGUUGAAGUGGAACAUCUUGAGCAUGAUAACAAGUAUCAUGCUGAGAAGUAUGGUUUACAGGAGGCUAGGAAGGGUGUCUUGUUCAUUGAUUUUCCACCUGUUCUUCAGCUUCAGCUAAAACGGUUUGAAUAUGAUUUUAUGCAAGACACUAUGGUAAAGAUCAAUGACUACUAUGAGUUCCCCCUGCAACUAGAUCUUGAUAGGGACAAUGGCAAGUAUUUGUCUCCUGAAGCAGAUAGAAGUGUUCGCAACCUUUAUACACUUCAUAGUGUUUUGGUUCACAGUGGUGGGGUUCAUGGUGGACACUAUUAUGCUUAUAUCAGGCCAACUCUAUCAAAUCAGUGGUUUAGAUUUGAUGAUGAACGAGUAACAAAAGAAGAUGCAAAGAGAGCCUCAGAAGAACAGUAUGGUGGUGAGGAAGAGUUACCUAAUACCAAUCCUGGGUUCAACAACUCUCCCUUCAAAUUUACAAAGUACUCAAAUGCAUAUAUGCUUGUUUAUAUACGUGACAGUGACAAGGAUAUGAUAAUGUGUAAUGUGGAUGAGAAGGAUAUUGCCCAACACCUCAGAGUUAGAUUAGAUAAAGAACUAGAAGAGAAAGAGAAAAAGAGGAAGGAAAAGGCAGAAGCUCACUUGUACACCAUCAUAAAGAUUGCACGCAAUGAAGAUAUGUUUGAACAGAUUGGAAAGGAUAAAUUCUUUGAUCUAGUGGAUCAUGAUAAAGUACAAAGUUUUCGCAUUCCAAAACAAAUGCCAUUUAUCUUGUUUAAGGAAAAAUAUGCUAAAGAGUUUCAUAUACCUGUCCCAUGCCAACGGUUUUGGUUGUGGGCAAAGCGCCAAAAUCACACAUACCGGCCAAAUAGGCCAUUGACACCUCAGGAGGAAACUCGACCGGUUGGAGAGUUGAGGGAGAUUUCCAAUAAGGCAAGUAAUGCAGAACUGAAGUUAUUUUUGGAACUUGAAAUAAAGCAGGGUUUUGGGUUUGUUCCUCCUCCUAUGAAGACAAAAGAAGAUUUGUUGCUAUUCUUUAAGCUUUAUGACCCUUCACAAGAAAAUCUGCGGUAUGUUGGGAGGCUUUAUGUCAAAGCUAGUGGGAAGCCCUUGGAUAUAUAUUCAACGCUAAAUCAAAUGGCGGGAUUUGCUGUUGAUGAAGAAAUUGAACUUUUUGAGGAAAUCAAAUUUGAUCCUCGUGUCAUGUGUGAACAUGUUAAUGAGAUGUUAUCGUUCCAAAUCAAUCAGCUCGAGGACGGUGAUAUUAUUUGCUAUCAGAAAGCCCCCAAAGCUGGAAGUGGCGAGCAAUUUCACCAUCCUAAUGUUCCUUCCUUCUUGGAAUAUGUGCAUAACCGUCAGGUUGUACGCUUUAGGAUUUUGGCGAAACCCAAAGAAGAUGAAUUCAGUCUUGAGUUGUCAAAGCUUCACAAAUAUGAUGAUGUUGUUAUGAAGGUUGCUCAACAUAUUGGUUUGAGUGAUCCUUCGAAAAUCAGACUCACAUCUCAUAACUGCUACUCACAACAACCUAAACCACAGCCUAUCAAGUACCAAGGAGUUGAACAUUUGUCUGACAUGCUGAUUCACCUCAAUCAGACUUCUGAUAUACUGUACUACGAAAUAUUGGAUAUCCCUCUGCCAGAAUUGCAAUGCCUAAAAACACUUAAAAUUGCUUUCCAUCUUGCUACCAAGGAUGAAGUGGUGCUUUCUACUAUUAGAUUACCGAAGCAGAGUACAGUGGAAGAUGUACUUAAUGAUAUUAAAUCAAAGGUGAAUUUAUCUCAUCCUGAUGCGCAACUAAGAUUGCUCGAAGUUUUCUAUCACAAGAUAUAUAAGAUUUUCCCUCUAAGUGAAACGAUUGAGAAUAUUAAUGAUCACUAUUGGACACUAAGAGCAGAGGAGAUUCCUGAAGAAGAGAAAAGUCUUGGUCCUCAUGAUCGAUUGAUUCAUGUUUAUCAUUUCAUGAAAGAUACCACUCAAAAUCAUGUGCAGCAAAUUCACAAUUUUGGAGAUCCUUUUUUGUUUGCUAUACAUGAGGGUGAGACAUUGUCUGAUGUCAAAUUACGGAUACAGAAAAAGUUACAUGUUACUGAUCAUGAGUUUUCAAAGUGGAAUUUUGCAUUUGUGUUACAUGGUCGUCCUGAAUACCUACAAGAUUCAGAAAUUCUUUGUGCUCGGUUUCAGAGAAGGGAUAUAUAUGGUGCUUGGGAGCAGUAUCUUGGACUGGAACACACUGAUCAUGCUCCGAAAAGGUCAUAUGUGGUCAACCAGGUUUCAGAAGUCUACAAUGAUUAUUUCUCAAUUUUGCAGAACCGUUACCCAUUUGAGAAGCCUGUAAAAAUCUACAACUAGGAAAGAUCUGUAUCAUCUCAAUCAGUCGGUAUAUAGUACCUUAUGACAAUGACACUUGCAGUUUUAUGAAGGUGACAAUAGAGGUGUAGUGUAGAGAUACUAUCAAUCUUCCCAUGAGGAAUGUCUAUUCAAUUUUGUUGCUUCAUAGCUUAGGGUAUAGAUGUAUAGCCUUGAUCUGUUUGCUUGUGGAUAAAACUCAUUCUCUCAAUCUUCACUCAUGUAUUUGUUCUUAUGUUUUUAAAUAGUUAAUAAGAUUUUGGGUCGGGUUUUGUAUAUAUAUAUAUUAUAGUAUACUUAAACUGUCUGCGCCUUCUAUUAUUGGCUUUUUCAUGUGCGUUCCUCAGGGACGUAAGAUCGGGAUUGUGUAUAUAUUUUUGCUGGUUCUUCAAUGUAAUUAUUAAACUUAUAUUAGAGGCAUAUUGGUUUGUAUAAAAGAAACAGUAGUUUGCCCUCAGGUUGUUACUGUGUUGAAGCGCCGUUCUAACGGAUCUAUACCUGUCAUUUGUUUUGCCCUUCCCAUGACCAUGAUGCAGGGUAAGAAAGAGGGUCAACUUCAGCACAGUAACCCUGUGGAUUGGUCAUAUAUGUAAUAAAAUUUUAUGGAUCUUACACUA
Messenger RNA from Cajanus cajan (pigeon pea), 4103 nucleotides. RefSeq names its product ubiquitin C-terminal hydrolase 12. Gene Ontology annotation, biological process: protein deubiquitination; regulation of protein stability. Gene Ontology annotation, cellular component: nucleus; cytosol. The record is from RefSeq and is a predicted model, not a curated record. Lineage: Eukaryota; Viridiplantae; Streptophyta; Magnoliopsida; Fabales; Fabaceae. Gene Ontology annotation, molecular function: cysteine-type deubiquitinase activity; protein binding.